Messenger RNA from Larimichthys crocea (large yellow croaker), 1473 nucleotides. Its product is annotated as bifunctional protein GlmU. The record is from RefSeq and is a predicted model, not a curated record. Lineage: Eukaryota; Metazoa; Chordata; Actinopteri; Sciaenidae. The transcript is spliced from 3 exons. Bases 131 to 580 code for a protein of 149 amino acids.
AAACACCUCACAGGAAGCAGUCAGAGUGUGUGUGCAGUUUACUGAGCGUGCUCGGUUCCUCCCAGUAAUGAGAGUAAAUGUUUAACUGAAGAGUUUGUUUCGUCCUUCAGGAGCCGGAGACUCGUGCAGCAUGAGUUCAGCAGGAGGAUCAUCCCUGCAGGUCCACGCGAUCCGGGUCGGUCCGGGUCAGGAGCUGUUGGGAUCUCUGCAGGCGUUUGUGGAGGAGAGGCGCCUCCGAGCGCCGUUCAUCAUCACCUGCGUGGGCAGCGUCACCAAGGCGACGCUCCGGCUCGCCAACGCCACGGCAACAAACACAAACGAGGUGAUCCACCUCGACGGGAGGUUCGAGAUCGUCUCCCUGGUCGGCACGCUGAACCCGGAUGCCCACCUCCACAUCAGCCUGUCGGACAUCGAGGGUAAGACGACCGGAGGUCACGUGCUGGGAGGUCUGGAGGUGUUCACCACAGCCGAGGUGGUCAUCGGCGAGGCGGUCGACCUGAAGUUCACCAGAGAGAUGGACGGACGGACGGGCUUCCCUGAGCUCGUGGUCCAAGCUCGCUCACAGAGCAAAGACGACUGAAAGUUGGUGGAUUCAAAUUUCAAACGAACCUGAGAUGGUGAUUGUUGGAACAACGCAGUCGAAAAUAAAAAAUGUCUGUAAUGUCUGAUCUUUAAAACUUUUUAUCUGGAAUGUUUUGCUCUGAUAUCAACUGGCAGUAAAUGUUUAAAACUUUAAGAAAGUCCUGCGUCGCGUCCACGCAUUUGAAUCUUUCAGUGUUCAAAAUCUUUUCAUCGUUUCUCCCUCCAGACUUUGUUCACAUGCUCAGAUUCUUCUGCAUGUGGAAAUCUGCUCCGUACUUCAUUUGUUUUGCGCUUUUGAACCGGACUGCGAUGGAGCCGGUGGGGUUUGAAACAUUGACUAGAACGGCUGCGUAUCACUGUGAGACAGUCACAGCUCGGUUUGAUUUGUCACAAUCCGUUCAGUCACGUAGGACUGCGUAACGUGCACGUAACCAUUCAGACAGCGUGCAGACUUUUCACACAUGGACUGAUCAUUAUUUUCAUUGUGACGUUCACGUGUGAGAUGUUUCACCAUCACUGCUCAGACAGACUGUGGACACACACACACACACACACACACACAGUUGUCCUGAGCCCCAGCAGCCAAUAGGACGGUCUCUGCGGGGGUCGCAGCUCUCUGCUAAUAGAUGUAAAACUGCCGGAUUAGCCGUGACCUCGGCUCGGUCACGGCCGCCGCCGCGAAGAAAGGAAGGCCUCUGUCGCCGUGUGGCGGGCGGGCGGGUCGGAGGGAGGCGGAGAGUGUUGACAACCUUCAGAUGGAUCCAGUUCAUGGAGUUUAACUGGACCUCAGGCCGACUGAUGACAUGUUUCCUUCAUGACCAUGAACACUAGAGCCACAAUGUGGAUUCAUCCACCGCUGAAAAUAGUCCCCAAUAAAUGUUAAUAAACUCU